This is a messenger RNA of Leguminivora glycinivorella, 5349 nucleotides long. It is a transcript of the gene drosha, whose product is annotated as ribonuclease 3. Gene Ontology annotation, biological process: primary miRNA processing; pre-miRNA processing; rRNA processing. Gene Ontology annotation, molecular function: double-stranded RNA binding; ribonuclease III activity. Bases 117 to 4604 code for a protein of 1495 amino acids. NCBI's taxonomy places the organism in Eukaryota, Metazoa, Arthropoda, Insecta, Lepidoptera, Tortricidae. The transcript is spliced from 19 exons. Gene Ontology annotation, cellular component: nucleus. The record is from RefSeq and is a predicted model, not a curated record.
GAAUGUCAAAAUCAAAAUAAGCAGAAAAUGUUGGACAAGUAAAAUAAUCUAAUUUCAACAAGUGCAAAAUAUAGAGUGGCGCAUCUGAGUUUUAGAAUGCGUAUUAACUUAUAAGAAUGCCUAUACCGCCCAUGAAUUACAGCGUGCCGCCGCCGCGGCUGAACAUGCCUCCGCCGGCGGUACCUCCGCUGCCCGUGCCCCCACCGGCGGCGCCUCCGCAUUCUGUCCCACCACCAUCGGCACCUUUAUUGUCUGUGCCUCCGCCGUCAGCACCUCUCGCAGCGCCGCCUCCGCUGUCUGUGCCACCACCGACGGGACCCCCGCUUGCCGUGCCACCACCGUCGGCGACUCCGCUUUCCGUGCCUCCACCGUCAAUGCCGCCUUUAGGGCAGAUGUCUAUGCCUCCACCACAGCUUUUCCAACACCCGCCACCAUAUUCCAGACCCCCUUUACCUCCAUUGGACAAGCCUCCACCAUUAACAAUCACUAACUUACCUCCACUAAACGUACCACCGCCAUCGGUGACGGCGUUUCCUCCUCCUGCAGUGCCUCCGCCUUUCCCACCGCCUUCAGGGGCUGCAUUCCCCUCUCCAGACUUUUCCAAUCCACCUCCAACAUUAAAGGAUAAAUUGGUCAACCCAAAUGACUCAAAGUCAGUAAAACAUGACACUCCCACAACAUCCAAAGUCAGUGACAGUGUUUAUUAUGACUCCAAAAGUAGUUCUUCAACAUCAAGAUAUGAUUCACCUCUAAGACAUAGAGGUAAAAGUCAUGAUAGAGAAGGAAGUCAUCGCAAAUCAAGUCCUACUCAUGGUGGUUCAAACUACAGUCGAAGCAGGCACAGCCGGAGCCCUUCAAGACAUAGUCACAGAGAUGAUUAUAGGGAAAGAGACAGACAUAGAGAGAGCAGCAGAGACAGAGAUAGAUACAGGGAAAGUAGUCAUAGAGAUAGAGAAUUGGAAAAAGAAAGAUAUUAUAGAGAAAAAUAUGAAAGGGAAAGGAUGAAGUAUGAGCAUGAAAGACGUCACAGUCCAUCUCACUAUCGGGAAAGCAGUCACAGCAGGAGGUCACCUUCCAGGCACAGCCACCGUUCACCCAGUAGACACAGUCAUCGGUCUCCUAGCAGAUACAGUCAUCGGUCCCCAAGCAGAUAUAGUCAUAGGUCACCCAGCAGGCACAGCCACAGGUCUCCAAGUAGACAUAGUCAUCGGUCACCCAAUAGGCAUAGUCUUAGGUCGCCAAGUAGAGAUUCACGAUACAGGAGCCAUGCUAGGGAUUUGUCCCCACGCUCCCGCCAUGAGUCCUUACCAAAGAAACCGCUUACUGACAGAGAGAAGAUUCUUGAAGAAUAUAGGAGAAAUUACUGUCAUACUUCAGAAGAUCUGAUUGAAAAAAUUGAGAAAUGGUCUAAAGAAAAACAGGAAGAGGAAGAGACCCCGCAAAUGUGGUACAGAAGCUCCCCAGCAGAACUGUACUAUAUACCCACUGAAGGUGGUGUGAAACAAACACCAAAACUGGAGAAGAUAUGUGACACUUUCUUUACUAAAGUGAUUGAAAGAGGGAGGAACGCUAGACCCGAAGUGGAUGAGCUGCCUCCACUGAAGGCGCCAAAGGCAAAAAUGUGCAAGCAUAGAUUGGAUGAAAAGAGUUCAUCGUCGUCAUCGUCAGAGAGUGAAGAGAGUUUAGACGAAGACGGACUGCAGGGCUACACCGACCGGAUCAUGGUGGAGCUACAGAGGAAGCAGAGCCAUCCAAGGAGGCUGCAUCCAGAAAUGUGGUUCAACAACACUGGCGAGAUGAACGGCGGGCCGCUCUGCCGCUGCAGCGCGCGCGCGCGCCGCCACGGCAUGCGCCACGGAGUUUACGCCGGCGAGAGUAGCUUCCCCAAGUGUGCGCCCAACCACAGCAACCUGGACAAGCUAUACCAUUACAGGAUAACCGUGUCCCCGCCAACCAACUUCCUCAUCAAAGCGCCCACCAUCAUCGGCCACGACGAACACGAGUUCCUCUUCUCCGGGUUCUCGAUGUUCUCACACUACAAGCUAGCCAAGUUACCCACCUGCAAAGUCAUUAGGUUCAAUAUCGAGUACACGAUAUUGUAUGUCGAGGAACCCGCGCCGCAGAACUUUACUGUGAGGGAACUGGAUUUGUUUGAGGACUUCCUGUUCAUGGAACUGCUUGAACUGGUGGAUCUGGACCUGGGCAAAGCGACGGAAAACUCCUGCUCGCAGUUCCACUUCCUGCCGAGAUUCGUACGGUUCCUGUCUGAGGGUGGAUGCGAGGUCCUGUCAAUGUGCGAGGUGCUAAAAUACCUUCUAGACCAAAGCGGACUGCUGAUUCCACCCAACGAGUUGGAAAAUUUCCACAGCAUGGACCAUUACACCUGGCAGAAGUUUGUGGAUAGAAUUAAAGGAAUGAUAGUAACAUACCCAGGGAAAAAGCCAUGUUCCGUGAGGGUGGACCAACUAGAUCGCAGUCCGCCAGUGGGUGCUAAGGAUACCAAAUCCAAGACUUUCUUCCCCGAGAUCGUGCACUUUGGCAUUCGACCUCCGCAACUCAGCUACGCCGGGAACCCUGAGUACCAGAAAGCCUGGCGUUACUACGUCAAGUACCGCCACUUGAUCGCAAACAUGGCCAAGCCGUCGUUCAAAGAGCGACAGAAACUCGCCGCCAAAGAGGCUAAACUCCAAGAAAUGAGAACACAGAGCAAAAUGAAGAGAGAUGUCACUGUGGCUAUAUCUUCAGAGGGAUUUCAUACUACUGGUCUCAUGUGUGAUAUAGUACAGCACGCCAUGCUGAUCCCAGUAUUAGUUCGUCACCUCCGCUUCCACAAAUCGCUAGACAGUCUCGAAGAAAAAAUGGGUUACGUGUUCAAACAACGAGCAUUGCUCCAAACGGCACUAACCCACCCAUCGUAUAGGGAAAACUUCGGGACCAACCCUGACCAUGCGAGGAAUAGUCUCACUAACUGCGGUAUAAGGCAGCCGGAGUAUGGAGAUAGGAGAAUACAUUAUACUAGGAAGAAGGGUAUCGUAACCCUGAUCAACAUAAUGUCCCGAUUCGGCAAACACAGCGAAACUGAAUCAGAAAUAAAACACAACGAGCGUCUGGAGUUCUUAGGCGACGCCGUCGUGGAAUUCCUAUCGUCAAUACAUCUCUUCAGGAUGUUCCCUGGCUUGGCCGAAGGCGGUCUGGCUACUUAUCGAGCGUCUAUUGUGCAGAAUCAGCACUUGGCCAAGUUAGCUAAGAAUAUUGAGCUGGAGCAGUUUAUGCUGUACGCGCAUGGCUCGGACCUGUGUCGGGACGUGGUGAUGCGGCACGCGAUGGCCAACUGCUUUGAGGCGCUCAUGGGCGCGCUCUUUCUCGAUGGAGCGUUACAGGUCGCGGACCGCGUAUUCUCCCUAGCACUGUGGUACAACGAGGCAGAAUUAUUAGAAGUGUGGAACAAAGAACGCGCUCACCCGCUACAGGAACAAGAGCCCCUCGGUGACCGCAAGUACAUCAAGGACUUCAAGUUUCUGCAAAAGCUCACAGAAUUUGAGGACUCCAUAGGUGUCCAGUUCAAUCACAUCCGCCUCCUCGCCCGCUCGUUCACCGACCGCUCCGUCGGCUUCACACACCUCACGCUCGGCUCCAACCAGCGGCUCGAGUUCCUGGGCGACACCGUGCUGCAGCUCGUCGUGUCCGACCGCCUCUACCGACACUUCCCCGACCACCACGAGGGCCACUUGUCUUUGCUGCGUUCGUCGCUAGUAAACAACCGCACGCAAGCCAUGGUGUGCGACGACCUCAACAUGUCUGAGUACGCCAUCUACAACAACCCGAAAGCCAAGCCCACAACUAAGAAACACAAGGCUGAUCUACUUGAAGCUUUCCUUGGAGCACUGUAUAUUGAUAAAAACCUGGACUACUGCCAAGCGUUCUGCAACGCUUGCCUCUUCCCGCGUCUGCAGGAGUUCAUCCUGAACCAAGACUGGAACGAUCCCAAGAGCAAACUGCAGCAGUGCUGCCUCACGCUGCGGUCUAUGGAGGGCGGCGAACCAGAUAUACCGCUAUACAAAGUCAUCGAGUGCCUCGGACCAACCAACACUCGCGUAUACACAGUGGGUGUGUAUUUCCGCGGCGCCCGACUAGCGGCGGCGCGCGGUCACUCCAUACAAGAGGCUGAAAUGAACGCGGCUGAACAAGCGCUUGCUCAAGCCCAUGAGCUCUUUCCUCAACUGGAUCAUCAGAAGAGAGUGAUAGCGAAGAGCAUGAAACGAAAGAAGAGAUCGGACAGCCCACAAGAGACCGCGUCCCACAAGCGUAAGAAACUCGAAGAUCGCGUACCGAAAGCCUAUCGACUCGACAAAAAAUCCGAGUCGGAAUCUGAAGACAGCAGCGCUCCCUCUCUAUCUGAAGACGAGGAAAAGAGCGAACCGAAAUCGGAUGACGACUCUGGACUCGAUAGCGACACGGAGUCGAUAAGUCAGGAUAAAUUGGAGAACGUGCAAGUUAGCAGCUUAGUUAGUGACAUGGAGAAAAUAAAAGAGGAUCUGAUUAGGAGGAAUGAGUAUGAUAAGCUUAAGGAGAAGUGUAGGCAGUCGGAUUCGGAUGAAGAGUGAAACUUUAGGUAGGAAAAAAUAUUAUAAUUUGCCCUAAAGGGUUGAAAAUUUGUGGAUGAAAGUUACACAUAGCAUGAUUUUUGUAACACGAAUAAAUCAUCAUCUGUAUAAUACGCAACCAUGAUAAUUUGCACUUAGAAAAGCCAAUAAUCGUUCAGUAUUCGAUGAUUGAAUGAAUCUGUGUAGCCGUCACCUACUUGAGUUUUAAGGCCGGACAGACGGACUGCGAUGCAAUUGUAACGUUGGUGUGCAGUUUCCAAGUUGCCUUACUUAUAAUCACAGGCGAGUUUUGAACUGAUACGCAAACAGAUUUGCACUAUAAUCGUUUGGAGAAUAUCACCUAUGAUUUUUAUUUAGCCAAAAUCGAAUUUUAAAUAGUCAGUGAACUUACGGAUGAUACUUUUUUAUGGUUGUGUAUAACCGUGGUAAAGACUGAGAAAGGAAGCUAACCAUUGUUUAAGCACUUGACAGUUCUAAAAGAAUUAGCUGCUUCUACUUUUUGGGCCAAUUCUAAACUAUAGCUUAAGGUAUUAUUUGUUAUGUAAUAAGGAAAGUUUAAGUUUGACGUAAUUCUCUAGAUGCAAUAAAUUGACCAACGCUAAUCAUAAUGUAUUAUAGAAUUGUGAAUCAUCAUUUUUAUUAUUGACAUAGAGUGAAAUCAUAAAUGAACUAAGUAAUUUUCAAUAUUUACUUAAGAUACCAAGUGAAAACUAAUAUGUAAAACGAAAUAAAAAAUGAUUAAAUA